Molecule: messenger RNA, 1032 nt
Organism: Lathyrus sativus (Indian pea)
Lineage: Eukaryota; Viridiplantae; Streptophyta; Magnoliopsida; Fabales; Fabaceae
Source: the annotation of a GenBank genome assembly
AUGGCAUCGUUAUUAACUCAUACCCAUCACAUAUUCCAUACCUCCACUUUACCGACGCCAUGUUCUAGAAGUCAAGGAUUGUUGAAAUCUGUAAAACCGCUCCAACUCAAGCGAUCCAGUUUUCCAAGUAUUCGCGUUAAUCAAUCCUUCAUAUGCUGCACAAAGUUAACUCCAUGGGAGCCAUCACCCGUUUCGUACGCUCCUGCUGAUAAUCAAAGUGAUAAUUUCUUGCAGAAUACCACCGAUAUAUUUGAAACCCUUGAAUCUAGUCAAGUGGUUGAGUCACCAACAGCAAAUGCUGAACGGAUUGUGGAGAAAAACGAUCAGCCAGGCCAGGAGCUUCAGUUUAUCAAGUGGCCGAUGUGGCUUCUCGGCCCUGCCGUUCUCCUUGCGACAGGCAUGGUCCCCACGUUAUGGUUACCAAUAUCUUCAAUCUUUCUAGGUUCCAAUAUAGCGAGCUUACUUUCCUUGAUUGGACUCGAUUGCAUCUUUAACCUUGGUGCAACACUUUUUCUCCUCAUGGCCGAUUCAUGCUCGAGACCUAAACAUCCAACGCAAGACUGCAAAAGCAAGGCUCCAUUCAGUUACCAGUUCUGGAACAUUGUUGCUACCUUCACCGGAUUCAUCAUCCCACUUUUUAUGAUGUUUGGAUCUCAAAAGGGCCUUCUCCAACCUCAACUAUCUUCCAUCUCGUUUGCAGUUCUGCUAGGUCCUUAUCUUCUUCUUUUGUCAGUACAGGUUCUGACCGAAGUGUUAACUUGGCAUUGGCAAUCACCAGUCUGGCUCGUUACACCUAUCAUUUAUGAGUCGUACCGUGUCUUACAGCUAAUGAGAGGAUUAAAACUUGGUGUUGAGCUAAGUGCACCGGAAUGGAUGAUGCAUACAAUUAGGGGUCUGGUUUGCUGGUGGGUGCUCAUUCUCGGUCUGCAGCUCAUGAGGGUUGCUUGGUAUGCCGGGUUAACUGCUCGGGCUCGAAAGGAUCAAUCGUCUUCUUCUGAUACUUCUGCUGCUAAUGGUAUUGGUACUAAUUAA